Messenger RNA from Caenorhabditis briggsae, 483 nucleotides. Lineage: Eukaryota; Metazoa; Nematoda; Chromadorea; Rhabditida; Rhabditidae. The transcript has 4 exons. The record is from RefSeq and is a predicted model, not a curated record. Gene Ontology annotation, cellular component: cytosolic [4Fe-4S] assembly targeting complex. The coding region runs from base 1 to 483 and encodes 160 amino acids. Gene Ontology annotation, biological process: iron-sulfur cluster assembly.
AUGGGUCAGGAACGUUUGGAUAAUGCAAAUCCGGUGCUUUUCGACUCGAAACCACGUCAUCGACCGGUAACUGGCACCGAACGCGACGAAAGCGUUGAAGAUCCAAUUGAUUCAUGGGAGAUUUUUGAUCUUAUCCGUGAUAUUAACGACCCGGAGCAUCCAUAUACCCUGGAACAGUUGAAUGUGGUUCAGGAGGAGCUGAUCAAAGUUUUUAUCGAUGAAGAGGAGACUUUUGUUAAGGUAAACUUCACACCAACUAUCCCCCACUGCAGUAUGGCGACACUCAUUGGUUUGGCGAUUCGAGUGAAACUAUUGCGGAGUUUACACCCGAAAAUCAAAGUUAGCGUAUCGAUUACGCCCGGAUCACACUCCACAGAGGAAUCUAUCAACAGACAGUUGGCUGAUAAGGAACGUGUCGCGGCGGCAAUGGAGAAUCAAGGCUUGAUGCAUGCUGUAAACGAGUGCUUGAGAAUUCCAGAAUAA